AUGGCACCGCCUAGCGCUGCGUGGUCGGUGCCGCAGGACGAGCUUCAUUUUCUGAAUGAGUGUCUCGUAGACGCUCUUGCGGUUCAUCUGCUUGUUUCCCACGCAUUGGUGAGCUGCACAGAUGGCGGGGAUGGGCAGGCGUGGCGUUGCUCACUCCUGGAGGAGGAUGCGCAGCUGUACCUGCGGCGGCUGCUGCAGAAGUACACUUCGAGUUCGGCGAUGCGGAGGAAGCUCAUUUCUGCGAGGAGCUUGCACUAUCUGCGGUGUCUCACAGAUGAGAAGACGCGGGAGGAGUUUGUCCUCGUCGCGGCGCAUCCAUCGUUUGCGGACGCCAUUUAA
This is a messenger RNA of Trypanosoma conorhini, 339 nucleotides long. RefSeq lists its product as uncharacterized. The transcript has a single exon. Lineage: Eukaryota; Euglenozoa; Kinetoplastea; Trypanosomatida; Trypanosomatidae. The record is from RefSeq and is a predicted model, not a curated record. Bases 1 to 339 code for a protein of 112 amino acids.